CCAGUAUGAAAUUUUGUUUUGUAUUAAUGACGAGAGUGAUCCCUCCAUUAUGCUUGUUAAUCGUCUCAUGGAAAAGUAUCCAAACGUUGAUGCCAAAGUAUUCAUAGGGGGAAUGAAAGUAGGAGUUAAUCCAAAGAUAAACAACAUGCAGCUCGGUUACGAAGCUGCUAAAUACGACUUGUUUCUAGUCUCUGAUAGUGGCAUCAGAAUGAAAGAAGACACACUUUUGGACAUGGUUUUCUCCAUGAAAGAAGACACAGGAUUGGUCCACCAGAUGCCUUUCACGUGCGAUGGUAAAGGUUUCCCUGCCAUAUUAGAAAAGGUAUAUUUUGGGACAGCUCAUGCCCGUAUUUACUUGUCAGCUGACUUCUUUAGAAUCAACUGCCCUACGGGGAUGUCUGCAUUAAUGCGAAAAAAGCCACUUGAUGAAGUAGGAGGAAUCAAAGCUUUUGCUCAAUACCUAGCAGAAGAUUUCUUUUUUGCUAAAUCGUUUACUGACAGAGGCUGGAAAUUAAGAAUUAGUUCUCAACCCGCAUGGCAAAAUUCAGGACACUGUGAUAUUGCUGGGUUUAGGAAUCGAGUUACGAGAUGGGGAAAGCUUCGGUUUGCCAUGGUGCCUCACACAAUCUUUUUUGAACCGCUUUCCGAAUGUUUUUUUCUGGGAAUCUUUGUUGCAUGGUCAGCUAACUUCCUCUUCAGUUGGGAUUUUUUUGUUUUGUACUUAGUUCAUGUUCUAGUGUGGUUUUUACUGGACUGGAUUCUUCUCUGUAUCAUACAGAAUGGCUCCCUUCCAUUUAGUAAAGGAGACUUUGUAGUAGCAUGGAUGAUUCGUGAGAGUUCGGCUCUAUAUCUCUAUUUAAGUGCUCUGUUUGAUCCAACAAUCCGGUGGCGAUCGGGCAACUACAGACUAAAAUGGGGUGGAAUAGCUGAAGAAAUCAAGCCUAAAUUAUAACAUUGAAUUUAACUAGGUUUUUUUGUUCUUUUUUCUGUAGGCUUUAUGAACUUUGUUUCCACUAUUUAGUCAAGAUGAGAUUUAUCUAUAGGUUAUAGUACAAUGAUGCUACUAGUAACAGAUUAACUGUGGAAUUAGUAAACGUUCUGUGUAAUUCUCAUUCAAAUUUCCUGCUAAUUUGUUUUAACAUUUUUAAAUACUCAAACGAUCCUGAAACUUUUGUACAAAGAAUACAUUUUCUUGACACGAGUUAUGUCUGAUGAUAGGCUACAAAACGUAUCAUGUUCUAAGGAGUUGUAAAUAGAUGUUUUGUAUAACAGAUGUCUCAAGCAAGAAGGUUUAGUGUAUUGUUACAUGUCAGACAUAUAUAUAGGAUGUUGACAGUGUCUAGCAGCAGGUGUAUUAAAAACAAGUUAAUGUAGGAUGUUGACAGUGUCUAGUAGCAGGUGUAUUAAAAACAAGUUAAUGUAGGAUGUUGACAGUGUCUAGUAGCAGGUGUAUUAAAAACAAGUUAAUGUAGGAUGUUGACAGUGGCUAGCAGCAGGGUAUUAAAAACAAGUUGAUGUUGACAGUGUCUAGCAGCAGGUGUAUUAAAAACAAGUUAAUGUAGGAUGUUGACAGUGUCUAGCA
This is a messenger RNA of Limulus polyphemus (Atlantic horseshoe crab), 1582 nucleotides long. RefSeq names its product ceramide glucosyltransferase-like. Gene Ontology annotation, biological process: glucosylceramide biosynthetic process. Gene Ontology annotation, cellular component: membrane. The annotation marks the transcript as partial. Gene Ontology annotation, molecular function: ceramide glucosyltransferase activity. NCBI's taxonomy places the organism in Eukaryota, Metazoa, Arthropoda, Merostomata, Xiphosura, Limulidae. The record is from RefSeq and is a predicted model, not a curated record. The transcript is spliced from 7 exons.